Messenger RNA from Cercospora beticola, 2276 nucleotides. RefSeq lists its product as uncharacterized. Gene Ontology annotation, cellular component: endoplasmic reticulum membrane; histone acetyltransferase complex. Gene Ontology annotation, molecular function: protein-cysteine S-palmitoyltransferase activity. The record is from RefSeq and is a predicted model, not a curated record. Lineage: Eukaryota; Fungi; Ascomycota; Dothideomycetes; Mycosphaerellales; Mycosphaerellaceae.
AGGAAGUGACGCGAGCGGCGGGCCGCGAAACCUUAGGAAGAUUCCUUGCCACGUCCAACCUCUCCUGUCUUCUCGACAUGCACUCGACACUUCGAUGGAAGACGUCAAAUAAUGGAGCUGAAGGAUCUGCCGUUGGUGCAGAGGUUGGCCCUGCCCGCCGUCUCCUCCCUGAUCGCGUUCUUGGCCUACACUUCUCAAUGGCUGUUCCACCGCAUCGAGCCAGGACCACUCUCUUCAGGAGAAGCAUACAUCUUCAAUGCUCUGGUGGCUUGUAUUUUCAUCUGCUACUGGAGAACAUGCCUCACAGAUCCAGGCACAAUACCCAAGGACUGGCAUGAGUCACUAAGUGGCCAAGAGUCAAAUGCCAAACAGACCGCAACCAAAGCCGCAGCCCAGAGCAAUCGUUGGUGCAGACGAUGUGAGGCCUUCAAGCCGCCAAGAGCGCAUCACUGCAAAACGUGCAAGCGAUGCAUUAUGAAGAUGGAUCACCACUGCGUGUGGACUGCCAACUGUGUCUCUCACAUCACCAUUCCACACUUUAUUCGAUUUCUGUUCUAUGCUGUGGCCUCCAUGUCAUUUCUGGAAUAUUUCCUCUUCCUUCGAGUGGCUCCUAUAUGGGCCAAAAGGAGUUUGCCAAGGUACCUUGGACCUUUCGUUCUCCAGCUCAGCCAUAUAUUCGUCCUCUUUGCAGUCAACAGUUUUGUUCUGUUUGCUCUUACGCUUCUACUUGGUCGUACCUUGUGGUCGCUUGCAGUAAAUACAUGGACCAUCGAGGGCUGGGAGAUUGAAAGACACGAUGCUGUCCUCAGGCGGGCCCGCGUCCUGGGUGGGUAUCUCGAAGACCCGGAUGGAAACAAGAUCUUCAUUGAGCACCAGGAAUUCCCAUGGGACAUCGGCAUCUGGGCCAACAUUUGUCAAGGCAUGGGCAGCGCGAAUCCUUUGAGCUGGCUAUGGCCUUUCUCACGAAGCCCAAGUACAGAGACUGGGCUAUCCUAUGAGCACAAUGAGAUCGAUGAUCCUAGUAAGCCGUGGCCACCGCCGGAUCCGGAUCGUCUCUUCCGUGCUGAACGCAAACCGCUGGUUGGUGACGGCUUUACCAAAUCAUGGGACAUCAAUGAUUUCAAAGAACGUCAAGCGGCGGAUCUUGCGCGCUAUACAGACGGCGACGGCGAGUACGUAGUUCGUCGGCGACCCUUCCAUGAGCGACUAGAGGCUUCCAGACAGAGCGAGAGGAUCUACGAGGAUGAGGAUGCAAUCGGUACAGAUACAGAAUCUGACGAGGAAGACGUCCGAGGCAGACCAUCGCGACGUGUCGACGAAGGGGAGGAAGCAUGGCGGAACAAGGAGGGUGAGCGAUUGGCAGACUUUGGUGUGGAUGAAGUGGCCGACUUUUACGACGAGGACGAUGUGCCUCUCGCAGAACUAAUUCGACGACGGCAACUUGCUUGGGAUCGAGGCUUGGCAUCGGCCUCCGCAUCUCAUCAUCGCUGGCCGUCGCGAAGUAGCCGCAAUUCAUCGACGUGUCUGCUCACCAUCGGCAUCAUCACGCUAUUGUCGCGUCGCGGCCACGCGCAGAACUCACCAAAGAUGGCCGAGAACGUGCCACCGAACUCGGCGCAGUCCGCGACCGCUGCAGCAGACCAACCUGGCCGACCAUAUUACGAGUCACUUCGCUCAACGCUUCGCCAGACACUCGACAAGAAACGAAAAAUGGACGAGCAGCUUGCGGCGCUCGAGGAGAAUAUCUACAAGACCGAAGGCGCAUAUCUUGAAGAGACGGCCAAUUCAGGCAACAUAGUACGUGGCUUCGAUGGCUGGGUCAAGGGUGUUCAAAUCGGCACUCGCAGCGCUGUGGAUGGGUCGAGACGUGGCGGAAGAGUGAGAGAGGAAGACCGUGUGUUUAGUCGGAGUAGUGUCAGUUGGAUGCGCCUCCAGGAAGGACCGGACAGUGGUACUCCGUCUCAUGCGCCGACGCCAACAGGACAAUUUCCGCCUCAGCUUUCAGCUCGAGAUAGCAAUGCGAGUACCCCUGCUGCGGGCUCUGGUAAAGCCCAAGGCAACAAGAAGAAGAGACCGACAGAUAAGGAUGAUGAGGAUGAUCUGAAGCCGUCGAAACGUCACAAGAUCACUUACAGUCGGGAGUAGCCUGGCUCUAUGAACGAGCUGUGAGUUGGAGCGUUCUUAGCGAGGCGUUUGGAGUACAUCACAGAUACCCGGCAUUAUCAAGACACUUUUUUUGCUUCGAUAUCAGCGAGCACUGCAGAGGACUCAGACCG